CAAUACUUGUUAUCCUUAAUUUUGGGCUGGGUGUGGCACUUUCUGUUCGUUAAUCUGGGGAAGGUAAUUCUGCAACGUUUUGCGAUAUAAAAGAUCGCAAAUUUUGUUAGCAAUUCAGAGUUUGUCGAAGCACAGAAGCGAAUUCAUUCCAUCGGAAAAUGGCAUUCAAGUUUGUUCUCCUUGCUGCUCUCGCAGCUGUGGCUAACGCUGGCUUAAUCCCAGCCGCAGCACCAGUGGCUUACGCAGCUGCUCCAACUGCCCAUUUGGCAUACGCCGCCCCUGUAGUCAAGGCAGUGGCUCCAGCCAUCGCCGUAGCCAAAACCGUCGAACCAGAACCAUACGACCCACACCCACAAUACUCCUACGGCUAUGACGUAAAAGACGGUUUGACCGGAGACAGCAAAUCCCAACAUGAAACUAGAGAUGGCGAUGUUGUCCAAGGACAAUACUCCGUUGUUGACCCCGAUGGCACACUCAGAACAGUCGACUACACUGCCGAUCCAGUCAAUGGUUUCAACGCUGUCGUCAGCAAGCAACCACUCCAAGCUAAAGUUGCUGUUGCCAAGGUUGCUGCCGCACCAGUUGCUUACGCCGCACCUGUAGCCAAAAUUGCCACUCCUGUAGCUUACGCUGCACCAAUUGCCAAGGUAGCUGUUGCUCCAGUAGCUUACGCCGCUGCACCAGCUAUCGCCAAGAUCUACCACUAAAUGAAUGACUGAAUAAUGUACAUAAUUAUUUAUUUAUUUAUUUGAAUAAAAGAC
Coccinella septempunctata (seven-spotted ladybird) is the source of this 761-nucleotide messenger RNA. Its product is annotated as larval cuticle protein A2B-like. Gene Ontology annotation, cellular component: extracellular matrix. The transcript has 2 exons. The coding region runs from base 159 to 707 and encodes 182 amino acids. Lineage: Eukaryota; Metazoa; Arthropoda; Insecta; Coleoptera; Coccinellidae. The record is from RefSeq and is a predicted model, not a curated record.